Molecule: messenger RNA, 1433 nt
Organism: Amborella trichopoda
Lineage: Eukaryota; Viridiplantae; Streptophyta; Magnoliopsida; Amborellales; Amborellaceae
Product: branched-chain amino acid aminotransferase 2, chloroplastic
Biological process (GO): branched-chain amino acid metabolic process
Molecular function (GO): branched-chain-amino-acid:2-oxoglutarate transaminase activity
Source: RefSeq, a predicted model, not a curated record
UUUUCUGAGUCGGCGAAGUGCUGAAUAUGGAAAACCUUGUACUGACUCGGCCUUCUGUGAAAGCUGGAUUUCAUGGAUCGCCGACGUUUUGGCCUUCGAGGCGUUGGUUCUCCUCGACUAAGUCUAUCAGAAGCCCUGGUUUUUGCUUCUCUUCUCUUAAGUCCAACUCCAUCUCUUGCUUCAUAUGUUCUAGUGCUGUAGCUUCUUCUCAAACAAAGUGUCAAGCUAUGGCAGUGGAAUCCUUUAGGGAGGUUGAAGAGUUGGCUGAUAUUGAUUGGGAUAACCUUAUAUAUGGGAUUGAACCAACUGAUUAUAUGUAUAUGAUGAAAUGUGCUAAAGAUGGGAGUUUCUCUCAUGGAAAAUUGCAUCAAUAUGGAAACAUUGAGUUGAGCCCAUCAGCUGGAGUCUUAAAUUAUGCUCAGGGCGUGUUUGAAGGGUUAAAAGCAUAUAGGAAACAAGAUGGCGAUGUGAUCCUUUUUCGUCCAGAAGAAAAUGCAUUGCGGAUGCUUAUGGGUGCGGAGCGCAUGUGCAUGCCAUCUCCUUCUGUCGAACAAUUUGUAGAUGCUGUGAGGGACACUGUUUCAGCCAACAGGCGUUGGGCUCCUCCUUCAGGAAAAGGAUCUCUAUACAUUCGUCCAAUGCUUUUUGGAAGUGGGCCUAUUCUAGGUCUUGCCCCUUCUCCUGAGUACACAUUUCUUAUAUAUGUCACACCAGUUGGGAAUUACUUCAAGGAAGGUUUGGCUCCAAUUAAUUUGAUUGUUGAAACUGAAUAUCAUCGUGCCACUCCAGGUGGGACUGGUGGUAUAAAGACAAUAGGAAACUAUGCAGCGGUUUUGAAGGCGCAAACCAAUGCUAAAUUGAAAGGCUACAAUGAGGUCUUGUACUUGGAUGCUAUCCACAAAAAAUAUCUUGAGGAAGUGUCAGGUUGUAAUAUUUUUGUCGUGAAGGGUAAUGUAAUAUCGACUCCCCCAAUAGAAGGGACAAUUUUACCUGGGAUUACUCGGAAGAGCGUGAUUGAAAUAGCUCGUAAUGAAGGAUACCAGGUUGAGGAGCGACGUAUACCAGUAGAGGAGGUGUUUGAUGCCGAUGAAGUUUUUGGAACUGGAUGUGCUGUGGUUGUUUCUCCUGUUGGCAGUGUCACGUAUCUUGGGAAAAGGAUAGAGUAUGGUGGUGUAGGAAAAGUUUCUCGGCAACUCUAUUCUGCACUUAUAAGCAUUCAGUUCGGGUUAACAGAGGACACAAUGGGGUGGACAGUUAUAGUAAAGUAGGAAGGAGCAAGCCAAACCAUUAAACUUUAGUGGCUUGGUGAAAAAUUGAUCAUUAAGUGGAUCUGUAGAUGGAGCGAUGAGCGACAUGAUCAUACAAGUGGUCUUUAAUUGGAUGCAUGGAAUGCAAUUGGAAUAAAUGCAAAAACAAACUUCAAUGCUUCAGUA